Messenger RNA from Rotaria sp. Silwood2, 705 nucleotides. NCBI's taxonomy places the organism in Eukaryota, Metazoa, Rotifera, Eurotatoria, Philodinida, Philodinidae. The record is from the annotation of a GenBank genome assembly.
AUGUCUAGUUCAAAUCAUCGCUCAUCUAAUUCACGGUCAUCACGACGGCCUCAACUAAUCGCCUACGUACAACCUCAACGUUCAGCAAGUGCUCCACCAAAUCGACAAUUUAUUAUUAUUUUGACAAAUAAUCCUGAACUAUUACGCCAAACUCGACCAUAUCGACCACGAUUACAACAAAGUAGCUCUACCAAUAAUGGAAACAAUGAUCAUACGAACAAUAAUCGUGAAGUCGUUCUAAAUGAUCUGCUACGUCUGGAAUUAAGAGAAGCAGCAGUGGAUUAUCUUCGUCGAACACAUCGUACCUAUCCAAUUCAUUAUGUUUUUGAUAUGAGUGACAUUAAUUCUGAUCAAAUGAGUCGAUCCAAUAGACCUGCCACUCCUUAUGUUCCAGUAACAACACGAACUGAACAUCAAUAUUUCAUUAUAACACUCACCAAUUUUCCGAACCUUUUGCGACGAACAUCAACGUUUCAACAGGCACCAAAUCAACAAUGGCAACAAUAUCUUCGAGAUGGCACACUCACACAAGUUGCAGCUACACAUUUUAAUACUAUUCAUACUGAAGAACAACAUGAAGCAAUUCUUUACAAUACAUUACGAUUUGAAUUAGAAGAAUGUGUUCGUGCCUAUCUUCAACGUACUGGAAGAUUAUAUCCAAUCAAUUUGAUUUUUGGUUUUUCUCACAUUGAACGGCAUUCAUGA